GUCAUUGCUGGCGCAUACAAGACGACUCUAAAAAAAGUGAUAUAAGAACCUAUUCCGUUCCACCCACUCCAUCAUCAUAACCAUCUCAUAAAAUCAGUAGAUCCAAUGGCAACAGUAGCUGUGCAAGAAAUUCGACCUCCCACUCUGUCUGCAACCUCAGACCCACCACCUAUCUUUGAUGGAACUACCAGGUUGUACAUCAGUUAUUCAUGCCCUUUUGCGCAGCGCGUAUGGAUCACUAGGAACUACAAGGGAUUACAAGAAAAGAUCAAAUUAGUUCCUAUUGACCUUCAGAACAAGCCUGCUUGGUAUAAAGAGAAGGUCCACCCAGAAGGCAAGGUGCCAUCUCUUGAACAUGACGGCAAGAUUUUGGUAGAGAGUAUUGACUUGAUCAAAUACAUAGAUGUCAAUUUCGAAGGACCAUCUCUAUAUCCUAAUGAUCCUACCAAGAGGGAAUUCGGUGAGGAGCUAAUUAAGUAUGUCGAUAUUUUUACCAAAGAGAUGUUUGGAUCAUUCAAAGGCGACCCUGUAACGCAAACAAGUGCUACAUAUGACUACCUGGAGAAUGCUCUUGGUAAAUAUGAAGAUGGCCCAUUUUUCCUUGGUGAAUUUAGCUUGGUGGACAUUGCCUAUAUCACAUUUGUUGAGAGGUUCCAACUUGUGUCAUCAGAGAUUUACAAGCAUGACAUCACUGCUGGAAGGCCUAAACUAGCUACAUGGAUUGAGGAGGUAAACAAGAAAAAUGCAUAUAAGCAGACAAAACCUGAAAAUCCACAAGAGUUCGUUGACUUUGUCAAGAAGCGUUUCUUGGGGCAGUAGAAAACAUGAGAUGGCAACAGGUGUUUGAGAACUGAGAGGGGCAUGCAAUAUGAGUAAUAAUGUUUGUGCACUAUCUGAAUGUGUAAUAAUGUUUCUGUAACAGUGUAUCAAACACUAAACAAUAUAUCGAUCGAAUCAUAUGCUAUAUAAGAAUUUAAUGUUUCUCCUCA
Arachis stenosperma is the source of this 989-nucleotide messenger RNA. Its product is annotated as glutathione S-transferase L3-like. The coding region runs from base 106 to 819 and encodes 237 amino acids. Gene Ontology annotation, molecular function: glutathione transferase activity. Lineage: Eukaryota; Viridiplantae; Streptophyta; Magnoliopsida; Fabales; Fabaceae. The transcript is spliced from 9 exons. The record is from RefSeq and is a predicted model, not a curated record.